Molecule: messenger RNA, 1719 nt
Organism: Paramecium sonneborni
Lineage: Eukaryota; Ciliophora; Oligohymenophorea; Peniculida; Parameciidae
Source: the annotation of a GenBank genome assembly
AUGAAGACAAUAAAUUAUGACCAAACUAUCUUGACGGUGUCCUGCUACAGAAAACACAUGAUUUUAGAUACAAAAUACUAUGUUUAAGUACUACCUAAUUAGUUAAUUCUUUCUAAUGUAUUAUUAAAUUUUUAAUGAUAUUAGUCUCCUCGGUAAAUUAAUCCAAAAUAUAUUUUGGAAUUUAGCUUAGAGAAAAAAAUUCAUUGGGUAACAAAAAAUAAAACCACAAUUUUGGAAUAAUUUGGGUUUUAAUAUAAAGGAAAAAUAAAAUAUUUUUAUGGUCAAUCGACAGAUUUAUAUAAAUUGAAGGAUUGUAUGCAAGGAUAGAUAAUGUAUAAAGAAAUAAGUGAUUUUUAUCAGCCAUUAAGUUUAUUAGGUAAAGGAGGUUCUGCAAAAGUAUUAAAUUAAUUCAGUCUAGGUUUAUAUGGUCACUAAAAAAGGUUAUAAUGAGAAAUAUGCAUCAAAGUGUGUAGAUAAGAGAUAUUUAUAAGAAGAUGGAGGAUAUGUAAUAAAAUCUAAGUAAUUAAGGAUGCAUUAUUUAAUGAAAUAAGAAUCAUGCAAAAACUGAAGCAUCAGAACAUAAUUUAAUUGGUUGAUUUAUAUGAAGGAGAGUCUACAUUUUAUUUAAUUUUAGAAUAUUUAGCAGGGGAAAGUCUUCAUGAAAUGUUUAAUUAAAGGCAAACAAUUUUAGAACAUUAAUAGAUUUAGAUGAUAAUGAAAGUAACAUUUAAAUUUACAAAAGCUAUUACUAUAAGCUGUAUCUAACAUGCAUCUAAAUGGAGUUAUGCAUAGAGAUUUGAAACCAGAAAAUAUUAUGUUUAAAUAACUUAAUCAAUUUGAUACAUUAAAAAUUGUAGAUUUUGGUUUAGCAACAUUUUCAAGUGCUGAAGAAUAUCCUUUUCCAAAAUGUGGAACUCCAGGAUAUGUGGCACCAGAAGUGGCUAAUUUAAGAGAUUUAAAAUAAAAGUAUGAUAUGAUUUGUGAUGAAUUCAGUGUUGGAUGCAUAUUUUAUAAAUUGUAUUUAUUCAUUUAUACCUCAGAUGUACCAAUAAAGAAUUAUUUCCAGGUAAUGAAUACAAGGAGAUUUUAAAAUUAAAUAAAAAAUGUCAUUUAAAUUUAGAUUCACUUGCAAUAUACAAAACUCCUCAAGAAGCUUGCGAUCUAAUAUAAAAAUUAUUGAAAAUAAAUCCUAAAGAUAGAAUGACUGCUUAAGAAGCUCUUAGUCAUCCUUAUUUUUCAUAAAAGUUUGAAACUAAAAAAUCAAAAUUCUAAUCUUCUAAUUUAAAUAAAUAAAAUCCAGUAUUUUAAACUUAAAACUUCUAACCUAUCUCAAAAUUAAUUAAUAUUGACGAUGAUGAAGUUGAGGAUGAAAAUUGUAAAUAAUUAUAGGUUCCUGUUAUGAAUGAUCUAAAAUCUUUCGGUCUCAUAGCUUAUUCUAAUUUAGAAAAAAAUAAAUUUUAAAUCAAUUAAAAUGGUAGAAGAAACUUUAAAAAAUGCCAAACUUCAGAAUUUGAAUAACAUUAAAAUAAUCUAAAAAAUUAGGUAAACAAUUCUAAACCAUCUUUCAUUCUUAAGAGUGAUUUAAAUGAAGAAUCAUAAUAACCAAAAUAACAUUGUCAAAAACAUAAUACUUUAAUUAACAAUUUUCUAAAAAUUGGAGGAAAAUAAGAAAUGUGCAAGAUUGAUGAAGACAUUGAAGAAAAUGGUUAUUAAAUAUGA